Cryptomeria japonica (Japanese cedar) is the source of this 2473-nucleotide messenger RNA. RefSeq names its product L-type lectin-domain containing receptor kinase VII.1-like. The transcript has a single exon. Gene Ontology annotation, molecular function: carbohydrate binding; ATP binding; protein kinase activity. Gene Ontology annotation, cellular component: plasma membrane. Gene Ontology annotation, biological process: protein phosphorylation. The coding region runs from base 247 to 2220 and encodes 657 amino acids. The record is from RefSeq and is a predicted model, not a curated record. Lineage: Eukaryota; Viridiplantae; Streptophyta; Pinopsida; Cupressales; Cupressaceae.
UAUUUGUUUCUAUUCCAACCAUUGCUGUAUUUGUCAAACCCUGAAAAAAUCCAAUACAGCGGCGAAGACUUCUAAACCUACUAAUGGUUUGCGCGUUUAGACGUUAAGGUCUUUCGUCGACCACAAAUGUUGGAGACGUGUACACAGACGGCAGGCCGUUUAUGCUACUGGAAAAUCCCCAGUUCUUGAUCUUAAAAACGGUUAAGCUAGCUAUUUGAUCGUUUUCUGAGUUGGGCUUUAGAAUCAAUGGCAGGUAUAUCUGUCCUCCUUGUAUUUUACCUGCUCAUCCGCCCAUGGCUGUCUGCCCAAGCCCAAACAACCUUCGUCUUUCCCAGACUGAGUGGCUUAACCACUACAAAUUUGUCAAACCUGUAUUUUCAUGGCAGCACUACUACAGAGCCCGAUCUUAUAGGCAUCCGCCUCACCAAUCAAUCAGAAUACCUCACUGGUACUGUUUUAUAUUCGGAACCUGUGCGUAUGAAAGAGGACGGAUCCAAGAAUGCAACUUUAUCAUUCAGCACUAGUUUCGUAUUCGCCAUGGCUCCUCCUCCAGAUGUUUCACAAAGUGCUGAAGGACUGUGGUUUAUCGUAACGCCAAACAAAACACAUGAGGGAGGCCUUUCAGGUGCAUACCUUGGCUUGUUCAAUUUUACAAGUAUGGGACAGCCCUACAAUCAUCUCUUUGCGGUCGAAUUCGACACAUUCAGGAACCCAGAAUUCGACGACAUCGACGACAAUCAUGUAGGAGUAGAUCUCAACUCUCUCCAUUCUGUAGAAUCCAAAUCUUCAGGUUACUGGGCUGGCAACCAGUCCCUCCAAUUGGAUCUGAACGGGAGACAGAAUAUUCAAGCUUGGAUUGACUAUGAUCAUCUCCAAGAGCAGCUCAAUGUUACCAUAGCACUGGCUGGUUCCCUUCGCCCGGAAACGCCUCUCAUAUCUCUCACCAAUUUGAGUCUGCCCAACAUUUUCGAGGAAGAAAUGUAUGUUGGUUUUGUGGCAGCUACCGGCAAAUUCAUUCAAGAGCAUUACAUCCUCGCAUGGAGCUUCACUACAAAUGGAACGGCACCGGCUUUGAACGCAUCAAUUCUUCCAUUCUUAAAAGACACAGAAUCCAAUUCCAGUAACACAAAAUCUCGACUAAUAGUCGGCGUAACAACAGCUUUCGUUUUUUUCGUAGUAGUCGUGGUUGCAAUUGUUUGGAUUAGAAGAAUGAAUAACAGAGACGUCGUUGAAGAGUGGGAGAUGGAGUAUUGGCCUCACCGAAUUAGCUACAAGGACUUAAGUAUUGCAACCAAAGGGUUCUCAGAGAAGCAAGUCUUGGGAUUUGGUGGUUUCGGCAAGGUUUAUAAAGGAAUUCUUCCAUAUAACGGCCUCCAAGUUGCUGUGAAGUCUAUCUUUCGAGAGACCAAUGAAGGAGUGAAGGAAUUCAUAGCAGAGAUUUCAAGUCUCGGUCGUCUCCUGCACCGAAAUCUUGUGCAAAUCAAAGGUUACUGCAGGUGGGGACAAAAAUUCUUCAUAGUGUAUGAUUUCAUGGAAAAUGGAAGCCUGGAUAAGAUGAUAUUUGGGGAUCGUUCUCAAGUUCUAGGAUGGACUCAAAGGUACGCGAUUCUAAAGGAUGUGGGUGCAGGAUUGCUGUAUCUUCACAAAGGAUGGGAGCAGAGAGUAGUGCACAGAGACAUCAAAUCUUCCAACGUUUUGUUGGAUUCGGAGCUUCAUGCAAAGCUGGGUGAUUUUGGGCUUGCUCGUCUGUAUGGGCAUGAUGAGAAUUCCCAAACCACUCGUGUAGCUGGAACUCCUGGUUACAUCGCUCCAGAAUUGCUAUCGACAGGAAAGGCCAGUACCAGCACAGAUGUAUUCAGCUUUGGCGUUUUGAUGUUGGAGGUUGCGUGUGGAAGGCGACCUGUGGACUUAUCUUCCGAUGAUUCUCAAGUGGUUUUGUUGGAUUGGGUGAGGAAGCUGUAUGCCAACAGAAAGCUCAUGGAUGCGGCCGAUCCAAAGCUUGGUGGUUAUUUUGUUGAAGAUGAGAUGGAGAUUGUGCUGAAAUUGGGUCUCUUCUGUUCUAAUCCUGAAGCAGAAGGAAGACCUGGUAUGAGACAAGUGGUUCAAAUACUCGAAGGUGAAGUCUCCCUUGCGGCCUCAGCUCUUCCUCCUUCAUUUGAGAUAAGUGAUUCAGGCCCAAUUGAGGGGUUUUCACUUCCCGAGUCCCUGGAGAUGCCGUGAAAGCAAGCUUGUUUUCUCUUUAGGGGGCAGAGGUGCAUAAAUGAAUUGAGGUCAUUAUGUGUUAUAAAUAGAUAUGUUUACUUUCUUUCUUUCCAAAAGAUAAAGUUUGCUUCGAAGGGUUUAUAAUAAACUAUAGUGAAAAAUAAUAAAAUCAUAGUUAUAUAUGAGAAAGAUUAGGACAUAAAAAGAGAGACAAAUUAUCUAAUAAUAUUAAUAUAAUAAAGGGGAUGAUCCCACAAUGCAGCGGUUAACU